UACAAAUGAAAACAGUAGAUUCAGUGGCUUAUCAAAUCCAUCAGCUGAUGAACGAUAAAAGUGGUUAGACGUCGUGAUAAUGUGAUUGCCAAGGCCUUGCGUGGACGCUAGUCGCACCACCGCACGCGUUCAGCGUCUCUCGAAACACUACUCCACAUUAAGCUCGUAAAACCACGUCGGAUGAUACGGUGUGAGAAAGUUGCUUGGAAACUGACCAACAGAAAUUCUGGUGUAGACUAUGGAUUCACUCUCUGAUAUACCAUCCAUACCAAAUUCUGAUGAGGAAGAUGAACCAGAUUCCAAGUGUUCACCAGUGAGUUACAAAGAGCGAAGAAGAGAAGCACACACACAGGCUGAGCAAAAAAGAAGAGAUGCCAUCAAGAAAGGUUAUGAUUCCCUUCAGGAAUUGGUACCUACUUGUCAACAAAAUGAUAUUUCAGGUUACAAGCUGAGCAAAGCAACUGUGUUACAAAAAUCAAUAGAUUAUAUCCAAUACUUACAACAACAGAAAAAGAAACAAGAGGAUGAACGAAAUGCGCUCCGGAAAGAAGUAAUCGCCUUAAAAAUAAUGCAGACCAACUAUGAGCAAAUUGUCAAAGCUCAGCAGACUCAACCGGGCCAUGCUGAGACGCGAGUAUCAGAUGAGAUUAAAUUUUCAGUCUUUCGUGUUAUAAUGGAUCAAUUAUUCCUAACAUUCAGCACCAUAUCCGUGAACAACUUCUCCGAGCUGUCCGCAGGAGUUUUCAGCUGGCUGGAGGAGUAUUGCAAGCCGCAGAUGCUCAAAGAUACGGUUUUCCGCGUGUUGCACUUGCACAGUCAGCAUGUGCAACAGAACGGCGUACAGACGACUUAAGACGUCAUUACAACGCGACGAUCAAUUGAUUUGUGUUUGUGUUUUAAUGUGCGCACAAAUGGUUAAGUUUAAACGUUUUAUUGAAUGUUGAUUUCAUUUCUUAUUUUAAUGAUUGACGGUUUUACGUUGAGCGAACCUAGUUUUACUAAAUAAUUAUAUUGUCUUAUCUAUCUGUGUAUCUAAAAUUAGAUAUAUUUUGUAAGAAAUUUAUGCGAAACAAAAUGGUGGAUAAUGUGUGAUAAAUCACGAAAUAAAAUUACUACACAUUGAAAUAUUAAGAAA
Messenger RNA from Dalotia coriaria, 1135 nucleotides. It is a transcript of the gene bigmax, whose product is annotated as helix-loop-helix-leucine zipper transcription factor bigmax. Gene Ontology annotation, cellular component: nucleus. Lineage: Eukaryota; Metazoa; Arthropoda; Insecta; Coleoptera; Staphylinidae. The transcript is spliced from 5 exons. Gene Ontology annotation, biological process: regulation of transcription by RNA polymerase II. Bases 239 to 853 code for a protein of 204 amino acids. The record is from RefSeq and is a predicted model, not a curated record. Gene Ontology annotation, molecular function: protein dimerization activity; RNA polymerase II cis-regulatory region sequence-specific DNA binding; DNA-binding transcription factor activity, RNA polymerase II-specific.